AUGGCAGCAAAUAAUUCUUUGCCACUCGGCUCAUUAUUACAGCCGAUAGAUACAGAAGAUUAUACAUUGUAUUUACAACAACAAGUUGAUAAUUGUAAAAAAUCUGUUAAAGAAAAUAUUGUAGAGUUUAGUGAACUUAGCUUUGAAAAAAUCAGUUUACCAGCUGAUAAUGAAGAAAAUAAUAAUAAAAACACGUUGGACGAUUUUAUUGUUUUCAUGAAAAAAAUAUGGUCGUUUGAUGGAAAUUCCUUCAACGAAGAAGAAUGUCGCGAAGCUCUUUCAAAACAAGUUUUGACUAAUACUACCACUGCUGACGAUCAACAAAAAAAGUUAGUGUCGGUGAUAAGUCUUUUUCUUUCAAUCAUUUUUCUUAAUUUUCACAGAGAUGAGCACAAACAUAAGACUGUUAUCACUAUUCGUUCAUCAAGUGUGGCAGCUGUUAAUCAUCUUUCUCCAAUGACAAAUUUAAAUCGUACACGAUUGGUUCCACCAUUUGAUCCUGUUUUAAGCUCAACGCCAAAAAUGCCCGUACGUCCAACUAUUCCAAUUACAAUCGAUGUUUCAAUCAGAUCACCUCCUCCACCUCCACUGCCACCAUUAUCACUUUCCUCGAUACCGCAAGUAGUCGAAUCAAACGUAAGUAAAAAAAUGAGUGUAUACUUUGUGUUAGAAGAGUUUACUUUUCGCAGUUAAAGAAAAUGAUCACUUAUAUGUUAGUAACGGAUGCGGCAGCGUUAAUGACUCUCUAGGUAUUUCUCUCUUCUUGUGCUGACAUUCUCUCACCUCACCUUCACUUCAUUUUUCAUCUGUGUCUUUCUACUAGCAAUUUUCCAACUUUAUGGAAAACUGCAUUCAUUGCACCUGUUCAUAAAAAAGGCG
Molecule: messenger RNA, 879 nt
Organism: Didymodactylos carnosus
Lineage: Eukaryota; Metazoa; Rotifera; Eurotatoria; Philodinida; Philodinidae
Source: the annotation of a GenBank genome assembly